Messenger RNA from Colossoma macropomum (tambaqui), 1379 nucleotides. RefSeq names its product RAB7b, member RAS oncogene family (gene rab7b). The record is from RefSeq and is a predicted model, not a curated record. The transcript is spliced from 6 exons. Gene Ontology annotation, molecular function: GTP binding; GTPase activity. Gene Ontology annotation, biological process: endosome to lysosome transport; phagosome-lysosome fusion. Gene Ontology annotation, cellular component: lysosome; late endosome; phagocytic vesicle. The coding region runs from base 258 to 875 and encodes 205 amino acids. Lineage: Eukaryota; Metazoa; Chordata; Actinopteri; Characiformes; Serrasalmidae.
CGGCUGAGACAGUUCAGUGGUGCGUCAGGCCCUUGUGACCAAUGCAGCCAUGUUCAGCUAGGAAAGGAAAGGAAAGGGAUACGGUCACCACAGCAGAUGAACCUUUCUGUAAUCGAUAAGGCUGGAUAUAAAUUUGUUGACCACUUUCGGAGGGAUAUUUCACUGCUUGAAAGGCUAUAAAAAGCCCCUGAAGACGGUCUACAGCGCUGUCUUUGCUGUGUUGGAAGUGAAGAGGCGGAAGAUCUUCUCUGGACAUCAUGGCCUCUCGCAAAAAGGUGCUGCUUAAAGUGAUCAUCCUCGGGGACUCUGGGGUGGGAAAGACCUCUUUAAUGAACCAGUAUGUUAAUAAUAAGUUCAGCAACCAGUAUAAGGCCACAAUUGGAGCGGACUUCUUGACCAAAGAGGUUAUGGUUGACGACAGGCUUGUCACCAUGCAGAUUUGGGACACAGCAGGGCAGGAGCGUUUCCAGUCUCUGGGCGUGGCGUUCUACAGAGGAGCGGACUGCUGCGUGCUGGUGUACGACGUCACUGCCCCAAACACGUUCAAGACUCUGGACAGCUGGAGGGACGAGUUCCUGAUCCAGGCCAGCCCCCGCGACCCUGAGAACUUCCCCUUUGUGGUGCUCGGCAACAAGAUCGACUUGGAGAACAGACAGGUUACAACAAAGCGAGCUCAGGCAUGGUGUCAAAGCAAGAACAAUAUUCCCUAUUUUGAGACCAGUGCCAAAGAAGCUAUCAACGUGGACCAGGCUUUCCAGACCAUCGCUCGCAAUGCACUCAAACAGGAGUCUGAAGUGGAGCCAUACGAUUUCCCUGACCAGAUCAAACUAAGAGAUGAUAGACCUGCCUCCUCUAGCGAUGGUUGCAACUGCUGAAGGAGAGAAAGCUAAACGGCGAGGGGCCGAAAGGAGGGAGAGAUGGCAGUGAUCCAGUAGAGGCCGAACCGUUACAAAGACGCCAACCACCUCCCCAGCCCCCCCCCCUUGCCCGCCAUGUUCGUCUUCUCCUUUAAGACCUCCAGGGUAUGAAAUGCCACGUGACAGCGUCCCUCUCUUUCCACACCCCAAGGAACACGUGGCAUAGUAAAACUGUCCGAGGAAACGGGAGAGAACAACUUCUUUCCUCCAGCAUAGCAUUACUUUUAAAACUACAACUCCCAGUAUCACUACUAUGCGUCAAAGACUGUCACUGCGCCCACUUUCUUUGUGCAAUUUUCUUCUUUCAAAACGAUCUUUCUUGUCUGCCAAAUCAUUGUGCCUUUCAUUCUGCAUCAUGCUUUCUAUAAGGCCAUUCAAACACCCUGUGUUUAUGUAUUUCUAUAUUCUGGUCAUGCAUUCCCUACUGUAUAAAUUGCACCACUGAUAAAGGUGUCAAACCCA